Molecule: messenger RNA, 703 nt
Organism: Cygnus olor (mute swan)
Lineage: Eukaryota; Metazoa; Chordata; Aves; Anseriformes; Anatidae
Gene: ATP5MC1
Product: ATP synthase membrane subunit c locus 1
Exons: 5
Coding region: 194-601 (135 amino acids)
Biological process (GO): proton motive force-driven ATP synthesis; proton transmembrane transport
Molecular function (GO): proton transmembrane transporter activity
Source: RefSeq, a predicted model, not a curated record
CGGGGCCGGGGGCCGCGCCCGCGCCCGCGCCGCGCGAGGCGGCUGGAGCGGUGCUGCGCCCUUCGCUGGGCGGCGGAGGACGCGGGUGGCUGUGGCUCCGCCGCUUUCCGCCGCUCCCCCCCGGGGCUCGGGCACCGGGCGCGCUCUUGGCGGGGCUUUGGGCCCGGGAAGGCGAAGCCGCGGGUAAACCAACAUGCAGACCCCCGUGGCGCUCCUCAGCUCUCCAGCUCUGUUCCGGUGCUGUUCCAGGGCUCUGGCCAGGCCAGUUCCAGUGUCUGUUUUCAGCAGGCCUGAGACUCAGACUGUACAGCCAGCUGGUGUUUCCUAUCCACAGCUGUCCCGCCGCGAGUUCCAAACUAGUGUUGUCUCCAGGGAUAUUGACACUGCUGCUAAGUUCAUUGGUGCAGGUGCUGCCACAGUUGGGGUGGCUGGUUCAGGAGCAGGUAUUGGGACGGUGUUUGGCAGCUUGAUCAUUGGCUAUGCCAGGAAUCCAUCUCUCAAGCAGCAGCUUUUCUCCUAUGCCAUCCUGGGUUUUGCCCUGUCUGAGGCCAUGGGUCUCUUCUGUUUGAUGGUGGCAUUCCUUAUCCUCUUUGCUAUGUGACAACUUCUGGCCCUGGCUGUGGCUUUCAUCACUUUGUCCUCUGCAGUUUGAGUCUGCUUCCAUCAGAGUGUUCAAGGCUGAUAAUUAAAGAAAAGAUUUCUC